Antechinus flavipes (yellow-footed antechinus) is the source of this 1311-nucleotide messenger RNA. It is a transcript of the gene HDHD3, whose product is annotated as haloacid dehalogenase like hydrolase domain containing 3. The record is from RefSeq and is a predicted model, not a curated record. The transcript is spliced from 3 exons. Bases 309 to 1055 code for a protein of 248 amino acids. NCBI's taxonomy places the organism in Eukaryota, Metazoa, Chordata, Mammalia, Dasyuromorphia, Dasyuridae.
CCGCCUUCCGGGAGUCGCGCCUGCGCGCUGCUAGUCCCGACGGUGCGCCUGCCUCCCGGAGUGUUCUAGCUCUGCCCGACCCACGGGGGUCUUUGGGGCCGCCUGAAAGGGAUUCGGACCCCGGCGCCUGAAGACCCCUUUUUCUCCGACCUCCCUCUCCGCCCUGGGACUCCCAGCCAAGCCGGGCCUGCAAGCCCCGCUACCCCGGGGAUUGCAGCUGUACGUUCAGAUACCACCCCCCUCCCGCCCCGAGGCUCGCGAGGGGAGUGCUUUGAGAUCUGAGAAGAGGUCGGGAGAAAGUCAGGCCAAUGGCCCCCCGGCUGCGGCUGCUGACCUGGGAUGUGAAGGACACUUUGCUUCGACUCCGCCAUCCAGUGGGGGAAGAAUACGCAGCCCAGGCUCGGGCUCAUGGGCUGCAGGUGGAGGCAGCAGCUCUUGGAUCAGCUUUCCAUCAGGCAUACAAGGCCCAGAAUCAGAAGUUCCCCAACUAUGGGCUAAGCAAAGGCUUCACCUCCAGACAGUGGUGGCUCGAUGUGGUCUUGCAGACAUUCCGCCUGGCGGGAGUGCAGAACUCCAACAUCCUCAAUGCCAUCGCCGACAAACUCUACCAGAACUUCAGCAGUGCCGAGACCUGGCAGAUGCUGGAAGGGGCCGAAUCCACUCUGCAGCAGUGCCGAGACCGGGGCCUGCAGCUAGGUGUCAUUUCCAACUUUGACCGGAGGUUGGAGGACAUCCUGGCUCACUGUGGUCUCCGCAAGCACUUCGAUUUUAUUCUGACAUCUGAGUCAGCUGGCAGGGCCAAACCUGACCCACAGAUCUUCUAUCAGGCCCUGCGGCUUGCUGAUGUAGAGCCCACCCAGGCUGCCCACAUCGGAGACCAUUACCUGAAUGAUUACCAGGCCCCGCGGGAGGUGGGCAUGCACAGCUUCCUGCUGGUGGGUACCAAGCGCCAGGACCCCUUCCCGGGAAAGGUCCCUAAGGAGCACAUCCUGCCUUCCCUUCCCCACGUUCUGGUUGCCCUCAACCACCUGGAGGGCUCAGCUCCAAAGCACUGAAAAUUGGUGGGGAAGGGAAGGUGGUAAAAUCCCUGCAAGCUGAGCCUACUAGGUGGGAGAAGGCAAUGAAAAUCUCAAGUAGUAGCACCUACUGUUGGAAACUGACCCCUUCUUCCCAUGUGGCCAGAGUGGGAGCUGUUCUCCCCUCAGCUUCAGUAGCAGCCUACCAUAAAGUCAAUGACCAUAAACUAUUGUGAUUCCUUGUUUCUUCUUAGAAAUUGGAUCAAAGAAUAUAGAACUGGAAAAAGUCUCAAAA